AGUCAGCACGAUCUGGGAGCUCCUAACCUAUAGAUGAACUCUCAGCGACACGUGUACUGAAAGCAGCGCCACCGCGUGGCAGUGAACGUGAUUAUCAUGAAGUCACCGAGCGGUGAGCGCGUGUUCCGUGCACAUACCACGCGUGCUAUUGUUUACGUGUGCGCAUGCUUGGAUGCAGCGCCGCGUGUAUAUAAGGCAGCGCGCUACCAAGUACCGCAACACAACACAUCGAGAACUACGAUAUUUGUCAGAAAAGAUUUUAUCGAUCGAAUAGAGAAGCUAUGGACGCAGUUCGAACGGAAAGCUUCACGCCGAUGGAGAUGCUUGAUUGGAAGGGACUGGAGUUCAUCGGUGGACUGCAGAACCUGAUGGCAGGUAGAGAGGAACAGCUGUUCGCCUGGUCGAGAUACGGUGAUCCGGCCAAGCUGUUUGUCGUCUACUUCCCGCUGCUCUUCUGCCUCAGCAACAAGUGGGGCAUCAGACUGAUGUGGAUCGGGGUACUCGGAGAGUGGCUCAACUUGUGCCUUAAAUGGCUGUUAUUCGGGGACAGGCCGUACUGGUAUGCUGUUGAAAUGGCCCAGGCUCAUCCCAACGUCUCUGUACCCUUCACCCAGCAGUACCCGAUGACGUGUGAGACCGGACCUGGUAACCCGUCUGGCCACGCUAUGAUUACUGGUGCUGUCUGGUGCGUGCUGGCAACAGCAUUGCUUAAGAAACUGGAGAAGCACGUUUGGUCCGACCAGAAGAGAUGCCCUACGCUGGUCUACACGGCAGUUUGGUCAACCUUCUCCAUCUGCUAUCUGCUCGUCUGCCUGUCACGACUCUCUCUAGCUGCUCACUUCCCACACCAGGUCAUCGCUGGCGUCAUCUGUGGGAUGCUGCUGCUGGCUGCCAUGUCAACCGUUGCGCUGUCAGCGGUGCGAGUGCGCACCUACAUCAUUACGUCUGCCCUGCUGCUGGCUGGAGCCUACGGACUGUACGUCUCACUGAGAUUGGUCGGCAUCAACCCGGACUGGUCCGUAGUCAAGGCGCUUACAUUCUGUGAUAACCGAGCCUGGGUGCAUCUUAACACGGCACCUCUGCACUCCCUGGCCAGACUGUGCGGUGCUCUGCUUGGCCUCGGGCUGGGCCUGUACGCCCGCGAGCACACCAACGCAUACCAUGAGAGCCAGCAGCACAAGCGCAACCACCAACACGCGUUGGACAUUAGGAUGGUGUCGGCCGUGUUGGCUGUCUUCCUAUACAAGUGCGCCGAGUCAAUACCGCUGUCACAAGACCCGAUCGAACUGUUCUACGUGGCAGCGUUCGUAAAACACACCAUCGUGCCUGUGCUGGUCGUUGCUGUCGUGCCCGUGGUCGCUAACCACCUCCUCACCUGCUUCUACAGCAUCCCGAAGAGCAAGUUUGCAAGCUGAAGGACUUAGCUUCAUCGGUUAGCUCGUCUACGAGGCUUAUGCCUCA
Molecule: messenger RNA, 1461 nt
Organism: Priapulus caudatus
Lineage: Eukaryota; Metazoa; Priapulida; Priapulimorpha; Priapulimorphida; Priapulidae
Product: glucose-6-phosphatase 2-like
Exons: 4
Coding region: 282-1415 (377 amino acids)
Biological process (GO): gluconeogenesis; glucose 6-phosphate metabolic process
Cellular component (GO): membrane
Molecular function (GO): glucose-6-phosphatase activity
Source: RefSeq, a predicted model, not a curated record